This is a messenger RNA of Gracilinanus agilis (Agile Gracile Mouse Opossum), 3755 nucleotides long. RefSeq names its product RAD52 homolog, DNA repair protein (gene RAD52). The record is from RefSeq and is a predicted model, not a curated record. NCBI's taxonomy places the organism in Eukaryota, Metazoa, Chordata, Mammalia, Didelphimorphia, Didelphidae. The coding region runs from base 16 to 1062 and encodes 348 amino acids. Gene Ontology annotation, cellular component: nucleus. Gene Ontology annotation, biological process: double-strand break repair via homologous recombination; double-strand break repair via single-strand annealing; mitotic recombination. The transcript has 9 exons.
AGUCUGGCCAAUGAAAUGUUUGGCUACAAUGGCUGGGCUCAUUCUAUCACACAGCAAAAUGUGGAUUUUGUUGACCUCAAUAAUGGCAAAUUCUAUGUGGGGGUCUGUGCAUUUGUGAGGGUCCAGCUAAAGGAUGGUUCAUAUCAUGAAGAUGUGGGUUAUGGUGUUAGUGAGGGCCUAAAGUCAAAGGCCCUGUCUUUGGAGAAGGCAAGAAAGGAGGCAGUGACAGAUGGACUGAAGCGAGCACUCAGGUGUUUUGGGAAUGCUCUUGGGAAUUGUAUCUUGGAUAAAGAUUACCUGAAAUCUUUAGACAAGCUUCCACGACAGCGCCCAUCGGAACUGGACUUAGCAAAUAUCAAAAGACAAGACUUUGAACCCUCUGUAGAGCAGACAAGAUAUCACAGCUGCCUAAAAAAUGUGGUUCCUGCACCCCAACAGGUGCAGGAGGUGGUAUCUCCUUGUGGACCAGACUGCAUAGAAUCUCCUGCCCUUGUGGUACAGGGAGAGCCAAGAAAUGGUUCAUGCAGAAACAUCUGCUUGUCCUUGGAGGGGGAUGCCACAUACCAGCGUAAGCUUCGGCAAAAGCAGUUGCAGCAGGAAUUCCGGGAGCAGAUGGAAAAGCAGCAGCAGCAGCAGCAGCAACAGCAGCAGCAGCAGCAGGAUCAAAUAGCAGCUCCUUCAGGGGAAUUUCAGAGUCAUAGUAGACCAGAAAAGCCAGCAGCAGAACCCUUGAGGACAAAGAAAGGAGGACUCGGUGUCCCUCCUUUGAAACACAGCACUCCAAUGGCUGCUAUUUCAGGGCCACUCCCAGAGGAAGAAUUCCUUGAAGAUGACCCUGAAAUGUGGGAUCUCCCUUUAGAUGAAGCAGACGUUAAUGCCAUUAAGCCCGUGCUGGGCUCGGGGCCCAGUUCAUGCCAUCUACCUGCCACACCUGACACAAGGAAUCAUGUGACAGCCUUGGGCAAGAUGCUUCCUAAGCCGAGCCACCAGAGGCCUCUGUCAGGGAACAGCCCUUCUAGGAGGAACCAGAGCCUGAAGAAAAGAAAAUUGGAUUCCCAUUAAAUGGGGCCUGGAACUCUGAUGAUACCAGGCUGUUAGAAGGACCCUGGAAAAUACCAGGAGGCUGUGCUCAAGAGGACUUGGCCUGUCAUGGCCUUGAGAUGGGCGUUAGAAUUCACUUCCUUACAGUUCCCUCCAGGGACACCACGCGCCUCACUCCCUGGGACUUAGCAGGCUUGAACCAAGGCAUUUCCCUCCAGCGAUGCUUUUGAGGUCCCAUCCUAGGAGUCUGGACACUUUUCUUUAAUCAGGCAGGUUUCAGGGCCCGCCUCCUGCAUAGAUUGCGGACAAAACUUAAGAGAAAGCCAACAGCAUGUUUAGAGCCCCCCGUGCUGGGGAGGGAACCCAAGCCAGAAUUCUGUCCCACGUAAGUGAGCCGAGCUUGCUUUAAGACCAGCAGAGCUCCCCAGACAAGGGGCCCUUAGGGGCUUGGUAGACUUUCCUGGAGCCUUUGCCCUUUUAGUGCUACCAGUAUGUUAAUAAAGUGCACAUUUUAUCCGUUACCAGUUGGCGGCCUCCCGCAGUGCCCACUUUCCAGGGGAAGCACCCUGUUAAGCAUUCUCUCAAUUAAGAGGGAGGGACCAAGUCAUUUUGAUACAACUGUUUGGUGAUACGUCUUGGAAGCAAAGAUAACCCGCCUCUGCUGCCUACUGCUUACUUCCACUCCUCAGGCUAUUCUCUCUCUCUUUCAUGGGAGAUUGUCACCUUUCUGCGGCACCCACUGCUCAGAUUUAUUUCCUUUAAUACCUUGAAAGUCAAAUGCCUGGAAGUCUAGUCUGUGCAUAAAAAUGACAGACUGACAUCCACAGCAGUACCGGCUCCAGGAGGAAUCUGGCGGCCUUCUUCACGGAGUAAGGGGAGCCGGCAUGGGGUGUUUCAGCAGCAGCAACUGCCCAUCUUUGGAGUUUCUGCAAUCAUCUACCUUUUAAAACAUGACGCUCACUAGGAACAUAUACUCGCUCACUUCUCAUUUUGGCUUCCUCUCCCUUCAUUCAGCCGUACCUUAAAAGAGAAGAAUCGGAGCUGUCCUCUCUUAAGGUACUGCUGCCCACAAACCCAUCUCAGAGGCUUGUUUUGAGGAUUGGGUGAGAUAAUUGUCCAUUUGCAAACUUUGGUGUGCUAAAUAAAUGCCAGCGAGAGCAUUCUGAGGUCUUUCUUGUCACAAAUCAACCAUGGCCUUCCCUGAACACCCCCCGCCUCCCAACUCUGCAGGUUCCCCAGUGCCCAGCACACAAUUGGCAAUUGUUAGGGGAGAAAGCUUGACCCUUCAAAAGCUUUAAAAACCCACAUCAUGCAAUACUAGAUGUGGCUAUUCCGAUGUUUUUAUCCUUCCACAAUAGUUCUUGCAGGCCUGCUCCAUUAACAGAGCAAGAUCCCCUCUCCGUGUCCCACAGUAAAACUUUUUAGCUGAGACACAGUGCCUGCGCACACAGUGCGGAGAACUUAGGCCAUGGGCACUCUCCUCCUCCUCUUAGUUCCCGACUCUUCCCCUUCUGCCCCAUGCAUGAGCUGCCUCUCGUCGCUCUUUUUACAUGCCCGCCUGCCCACCUGUGCCCAAAAGGAAAUCCUCCAUCUCUCGUGUCAUCUUAGGCAAGAGUUCAAUCUGCUCCAAGUAGAGCUACGGAUAAGCCUUGGGACUGGAAAAAAGGCUGCACGUGAAACCACAGCUCCACAAAAGCAAGUUCGGUUUAUUUGAAUGGUUUCAUUAAAUAAGUCUACAAAGGUAACAAACUGCAGCGCAAAGCGCAAUCUUACAAGAAGCGCAACGGCCAGUUAGUGCAAAAUAUACAAUUAACGGCUGCUCAGAAACCCCCAAGGUUUGAAUUAAUUUUAUUUUUUUUACAGUGUACAUUGUUAAAUAAUGUAAAGAAAACAUUUGUAAUUAAGAAACAGUUUUUUUUUAAAUGUGGAAAAAGAUACUCUAAGUGUACUAUUAACACAAAAUAAUUUAAACAGUUCAGUAGCAUUAGUUUAUUCCUCUAGGUUUCAGUUAUUUCGUCCACAGGUGGGAAAUCAAUAGUAAAUAAAAACCAGUUCUUGGUUAAAUGUUGAACCUAGUAAAUGUUUUUGUAAGUGAAAAGCCCCUCAAACUUUUAAACCAAGAGAGUUAAAUAACUAUGUGCUGCAUUUGGCUGCCCAGUUCUUCUGGCAGAAUGUUGUCAUCUCUCCUAUUUCUGUCCUAUUAGAUAGCUCAUUGCUCAAUUUUUGGGAUCUUUUUUAUUUCAUCCUUACCCUAUGAUCUCCCCUCAUCCUCUCUAUUCUAGGCAAGGCCUUUUUCUCAAAAUUGAAAACAAAACGAAACAUUUGUAUGGUUAUCAAGGUUCACCAUCCCCACCCCUCCUUUUUCUGCUUCCCUAGAUCAUUCGGCUACUUGUUUUGUCUUACUUGCAGUUUUAGAGCCAUAUUUCAUUUAACUCGGGGAAAUAAAUCAUUCAAGGAACAUACAGGAUAGCCACCUUUUCCGCCAUAUAUGAUCAAGUUUUUGUUUUUACAAGGUGUGUGUCCUCUGUGCUGUAUGAAGUUGGAUCAGGGGUUGGAAACAUUUUCUCCCCUUUUGUUAUGAAAACAGAGAAGCACCCACAGAUAGACAAAUCCAAAGAAACACCUUCCAUAUCUCCACAGACAGCAGAGAUAUCAAAUCAUUAGGCAUGUUUUUUUUUUUUUCUCCUCCUGGAGCCUUGAAUGUUCUGGAGUUG